Messenger RNA from Halichondria panicea, 1044 nucleotides. RefSeq names its product alkaline ceramidase 3-like. The transcript is spliced from 12 exons. NCBI's taxonomy places the organism in Eukaryota, Metazoa, Porifera, Demospongiae, Suberitida, Halichondriidae. Gene Ontology annotation, cellular component: endoplasmic reticulum membrane. The coding region runs from base 115 to 936 and encodes 273 amino acids. Gene Ontology annotation, biological process: ceramide metabolic process; phytosphingosine biosynthetic process. The record is from RefSeq and is a predicted model, not a curated record.
CCAUUACAGAGUGUAGUCUCGAGGGCCAUGUGAUAGAUUUUAACUACUGCAUGCUUGCAAUAAGGAGCAGACAACACUGAGGAGGCCGGCUACACAGUACAGGACUACAGAGCUAUGCCUCCAUACAUAGCUCCAGAGCAAGGUGACCGUGUCGGUGUGUGGGGGAGUCCCACCUCUACCCUGGACUGGUGUGAGGAGAACCACGUCCUCUCAUACUACAUCGCCGAGUUCUGGAACACUGUUAGUAAUGCUGCAAUGAUCGUGCCUGCACUGUGGGGGCUGUGGAAGUGUUACAGUAAUCACUUAGAGACGAGGUACUACCUUUGCUAUAUAGGCUUGUUAGCUGUGGGUGUUGGAUCACUACUGUUUCAUGGGACCCUGCUCUAUACAAUGCAGUUGUUGGAUGAGCUCCCCAUGUUGAUCCUCAGUGCAUGCAUGCUCUUCACACUGUAUGAGAUGGGACAACCUAGAGGAGUGUAUCCCACGUCUACCUACAUCAGAACAGUCCUCUUGAUGGCCUAUACAACUAUCGUGAUUCUCGUUUACCUGAUCAUCCCCGACCCUGUGUUCUUCGAGGGAGCCUAUGCCGUGAUGGUAUUAGGCCUGGUAGUACACGGCUUCUAUUCUAUAAGUAAAUACAGUGGCUCUAGGCUGGUACCCAUGGCACUGGGGUCCAUGGCAGUGUAUGGGUUUGGGUUUGUGCUCUGGAACAUUGACAAUCAUUUCUGUCCCAAAUUGAGGGAGUAUCGGAGCUCCUCCCACAUCUUUGCCCCCCUCACUCAGUUGCACGCUUGGUGGCACAUAUUUGCUGGAGCAGGAACUUAUCUUCACGUGCUGUUGAGUUCUCGACUACGAAUGCAGACUCUCAAACAUCACUGCUCUAUCAAGUAUUUCUUCGGAAUGCCUUAUUUGGAAGUGUCUAAAAUAAAGAAUUAAACGAAAGAAUUGAACGAAUCACUGCAUAGACAUUGUAAUUGUCAUAGCGUUAUUUGCUGAGAUUUAUUUAUUUUUGUGCAAAAAGUUGGAAUUGAAUGAAUUAUGUGA